CUUGAUACCUAGCUGUGUGCCGACUAUAUAAGAAUUGCGAUGACAUCCAUCGUUUAUUGAGAUAAAUCAUUGUUUCGUUGGACCUGCAACGGAAAUCAAAGAUGGCUGCUGAAGUUAAGACUCCGGUGUCCAUGAUAGACCCAUCACAACUACUUCGUCCGGAGCCGACUUUUAAUGACAAGCCGCUUGAAGCCUUCCGUGACUACAGCAUCGAUGACAGCGAUCCUAUCAAGGAGCGCGUGCGCAGGACUUACUAUACCAUGCACACUAAUGUCACCGUAGACCUUGUUAAACAAAAACGUGAAAAAUGGCUCAAAUUCAAUCACUUCAAAUCAACGAUAAAGGAUGCUCUAAUCAAGUUGAACGAGCUGGUGGACGAGUCGGAUCCUGACACCGAUCUGCCCAAUAUCGUGCACGCCUUUCAGACCGCUGAGAGGAUCAGACAGGACCACCCUGACGACGACUGGUUUCAUCUCACCGGUCUUAUACACGAUUUGGGCAAGGUGAUGGCCUUUUACGGCGAGCCUCAAUGGUGUGUGGUGGGCGACACUUUCCCCGUGGGAUGCAAGUGGGCUGACUCCAUCGUCUACGGCCCAGAGAGUUUCAAAGACAACCCUGAUACAUACAACCCUAAAUAUAAUACAAAGUACGGCAUGUACGAGCCGCAUUGUGGGCUGGACAAGCUCCUGAUAUCCUGGAGCCACGACGAGUACCUGUACCAGUUCCUUUUGCACAACAAGUCGAAGCUACCGGAAAAGGCGCUUUACAUGAUCAGGUACCACUCUCUGUACCCGUGGCACGCCGGCGGCGACUACCGCCACCUUACCAACGAAAAGGAUGAGCAGAUCUUGAAGUGGGUGCUAGAAUUCAAUAAAUAUGACCUGUACACUAAAAGUGAGAAAAUGCCCGACAUCGAAGCUCUGUGGCCCUACUACGAAAGUCUCGUCGAGAAAUAUAUUCCAGGCGUUUGCGAGUGGUGAUAUCGACCGAUAAUAAUGCUGUCAAUUGUAGAAACUGUGUAUUAUAAAUGAGUAUUAUAUUCUAUUUAGGAUUUUUAACUUUAACGUAUUAUUAUUAUGUCUAACUAUAAAAUGGUUAAAGGUUGUUUUUAUAGUACAAAUAAAUAUAAUUCGCUUUAAAUAA
This is a messenger RNA of Nymphalis io (European peacock), 1143 nucleotides long. Its product is annotated as inositol oxygenase-like. Gene Ontology annotation, cellular component: cytoplasm. Gene Ontology annotation, biological process: inositol catabolic process. The record is from RefSeq and is a predicted model, not a curated record. The transcript is spliced from 7 exons. Bases 102 to 980 code for a protein of 292 amino acids. Gene Ontology annotation, molecular function: iron ion binding; inositol oxygenase activity. Lineage: Eukaryota; Metazoa; Arthropoda; Insecta; Lepidoptera; Nymphalidae.